UAGGUCGUAGCACGCCGAGCAACAGAAUGGAGAAAUCUUUGUCCUUACGGCGUAUGAUAUGUGACACGAACAUUUUAUCCCGUUCCGAUUGUUCAGCUGCACUGUCGCAGGGUUCCACGCAGGUUAUGGUAUCCGCUAAUGGGCCGGCGGAGAUCAAACUCAGGAAUGCCGAAUCGGAAAACUCCCACCUGGAGGUACAGUACCGAUCGAACGCAGGCCUGGAAGACAUUCAGAACCGCCUGGUGGAGAGUCUCAUUAAGCGAUCGUUCGUUCGAGCGGUCGCCACCACAGCAUUUCCCCGGACGGCAGUGUACGUAAUUGUACAGGAAAUGACCGACAAGGGUGGUUUGUUGGCCUGCUCGAUAAACGCUACCUGCCUGGCACUGAUCACCGGUGGAAUCGAGCUGAACUUUGUCGUUGCGGCCGUGCACUGCAUCCUGGAUCAGGAUGGCAACGUGAUACUGGAUCCGGAGGGCAAACAACUGAAAUUGACACGCAGUUCCUUUACGUUUGUUUUCGAUAGCAUCGCCAAAAACACCGUCACCUCGUACGUGCACGGAAGUUUUACGCUCGACGAGUACGAACGGGUUCUGGCGGUGUGCAAAAGCGCUGUGGAUAAGAUUUUCGAUUUCUAUCGCAAAGUGUCCCAAAACAUAACGCAGGUUGUAACGGACGAAAGUUGAUGA
This is a messenger RNA of Anopheles cruzii, 686 nucleotides long. It is a transcript of the gene Rrp46, whose product is annotated as exosome complex component RRP46. NCBI's taxonomy places the organism in Eukaryota, Metazoa, Arthropoda, Insecta, Diptera, Culicidae. The transcript is spliced from 3 exons. Bases 27 to 683 code for a protein of 218 amino acids. The record is from RefSeq and is a predicted model, not a curated record. Gene Ontology annotation, cellular component: nucleolus; nuclear exosome (RNase complex); cytoplasmic exosome (RNase complex). Gene Ontology annotation, biological process: nuclear mRNA surveillance; rRNA catabolic process; poly(A)-dependent snoRNA 3'-end processing.